UCACGUCGCAGCCAUCACUAGCAUUACUAUACUUCAGGCUUAGCAAGACCCUUCACAAAGAGAAACAUCUCACAAGUCAAGAGGAUGUCGUCGCUAGACAAGACCGUCGCCUUCAUUGGCCUAGGAGUGAUGGGCUACCCAAUGGCCCUCAACCUCCGCUCGGCACUCGACGACUCGUACAAGCUCCUCAUUUGCGACGUCUCAGAGGCCGCCCUCUCCAAAUUCCAGUCCGAAGCGUCCGGUAAAGGCCCCGUCGAAGUCAUCAAGAGCGGUCACGAGGCCAUCAACAGCGCCAACACAGUCAUCACUAUGCUGCCGACCGCUAGAGCUGUGGAAUCAGUCUACCUCGACGAAAAGACGGGCAUCAUCCCAGGUGCCAUCGCCACCGCCUCAGAAUCCAACCCACGACAAAUCCUGAUAAUGGAGUGCGGAACCAUCGAGACCUCGACAAUCCUAAAAGUCGCCGAGGCCGCAAAGGAAGCCGCACCGAAACUUCCCAAGGGCACAGUAGUGGACUUUGUCGAUGCCCCCGUGUCUGGCGGUCCCAUGGGCGCCCAAGCCGGCACUUUGACCUUCAUGGUCGGUGCAACGGCCACGGGUCCUUACGAGCACGCAAAGAAGUACCUCCAACAUAUGGGCAAGAAGGACAGCAUCUUCCACUGCGGCGACGUUGGUGCCGGUACCGCCUUCAAGGUGAUAAACAACUACCUUAGCGCGAUCACGAGUCUUGCGGCGUCCGAAGCUCUCAACAUCGGCGCCAAGAUGGGUCUGGAUCUGAAGUUAUUGACCGAUGUGAUCAACGUCUCGGGCGGUCAGUGCUGGGUUACAUCGCAGUCAAAUCCUGUGCCGGGCAUCCACGCCAACGCCCCUGCGAGCAGAGACUACGAGGGUGGAUUCCGGAUCGAGCUGUGCAACCACGUUCUCGAGAUGGGUAGUUCGCUUGCUGAGAUGGUCGGCGCGAAGACCGUGCUUGAUAAGCCUACGCUUGGUGCGUUCAAGGACGCAAUGAACGACGAGCGGUAUAAAGGCAAGGAUGCACGUGUUGUGUACAAGUGGUUGAAUGAUCAGGGGCGGUAGUGCAGGGAAAAAGGAAAUCUAGAAAGAGCUCAUUGCGGAUAGGGAAAAUAGCAUGUCUGGCAUGGCCACUGGACGAUUUGGAGAUUGUGAAUGCGUCAGCGUAAGGUAGCAAUUACAUCUAUGUGGUGGGUAUAUUCAAGGUG
Messenger RNA from Exophiala viscosa, 1220 nucleotides. Its product is annotated as 3-hydroxyisobutyrate dehydrogenase. NCBI's taxonomy places the organism in Eukaryota, Fungi, Ascomycota, Eurotiomycetes, Chaetothyriales, Herpotrichiellaceae. The transcript is spliced from 2 exons. The record is from RefSeq and is a predicted model, not a curated record. Gene Ontology annotation, molecular function: NAD binding; NADP binding; 3-hydroxyisobutyrate dehydrogenase activity. Gene Ontology annotation, biological process: L-valine catabolic process. The coding region runs from base 85 to 1077 and encodes 330 amino acids. Gene Ontology annotation, cellular component: mitochondrion.